Molecule: messenger RNA, 1257 nt
Organism: Symbiodinium necroappetens
Lineage: Eukaryota; Dinophyceae; Suessiales; Symbiodiniaceae
Source: the annotation of a GenBank genome assembly
AUGGCUAAAGCCAAUGCUUUUUAUGCGCAAUCCGGUGGUGUGACCUCAGUGAUCAAUGCCUCAGCCUGUGGCGUCAUUGAGACGGCGCGCCAGCACAAAGAUGUAAUUGGUAAGGUUUAUGCCGGUCGCAACGGCAUUCUGGGCGCGCUGAAUGAAGAGCUGAUUGAUACGUCUAAAGAAUCGGCAAAAAAUAUAGCCGGCUUGCGUCAGACACCCAGCGGCGCCUUUGGCUCCUGCCGCUACAAACUGAAAUCUCUGCAGGAGAACGCACGUGAGUACCAGCGACUGCUGGACGUGUUUGAAGCCCACAACAUCCGCUAUUUCUUUUACAACGGCGGCGGGGAUUCCCAGGACACCGCCAAUAAGGUCGCUCAGUUCGGGCAUCAGAGCGGCUACGAUUUGACGUGUAUCGGUGUGCCUAAAACCGUGGAUAACGACCUGCCUUUCACAGACUGCUGCCCGGGUUUUGGCUCGGUGGCCAAAUAUGUGGCUGUCUCGACCCGUGAAGCCGCACUGGACGUAGCGUCCAUGUGUGAGACUUCAACAAAAAUCUUUGUGCUGGAAGUUAUGGGGCGGCAUGCGGGCUGGAUCGCAGCGGCAGCCUCGCUGGCUCAGGAAACCAAUGGUGACGCACCACAUAUCAUCCUGCUGCCGGAAGUGCCAUUUGUGCAGACCAAAUUCCUGCAGAAAGUAAAACAGACGGUCAAAGACAAAGGCUACUGCGUGAUUGUUGCCUCGGAAGGCGCGCAGUACAAAGACGGUUCAUUCCUGGCUGAUGCGGGUGGUAAAGACGCCUUUGGUCAUACACAGCUGGGCGGCGUUGCGCCGAUGCUGGCAGAGAUGAUCAAAGCCAAGCUGGGUUACAAAUAUCACUGGGCGGUGGCGGACUAUCUUCAGCGCGCGGCAAGACAUAUCGCCUCUGCCACAGAUGUUGAGCAAGCGUAUGCGUUAGGCAAGGCGGCGGUGGAAUUUGCUGUAGCCGGUAAAAACGCGGUGAUGCCCACCAUCGUGCGUACCAGCGAUAAACCCUAUCGAUGGAAAAUUGGCGAAGCCAAACUUUCACGGGUAGCCAACGUUGAGCGCAAGAUGCCGAAGAACUACAUCAGCAGUGAUGGUUUUGGUGUGACGGCAGCUGGUAAACGCUAUCUGGCGCCACUGAUCAGUGGUGAAGAUUAUCCGACGUACAAAAACGGUAUGCCGCAAUAUGUGACGUUGAAAAACGAGCUGGUGAAGAAGAAGCUGUCUGCAAAGUGGUGA